UCGUCAAGACACAUACAAGCUUCCAGGAAAAACCAUGUAAAUUAAGAUAGCAUUUCUCUCAUCGUUUUCUUACUUGGUACUUCAUUUACAUAUAGUGACAUCUAUAAAUAUCCAUGGUGCCUAAACAGAUAUAUAAUUCAUAUCUUGGCUCUUCUGUCCUUAAUUGGUCUUUCUUUGAGCUUUAAUCCAAUGGCAAUUGUCAGAUCCCAAGAAACCUCCUCCCCCAAUUCUCAUUGUAGUUAUGAUGUGUUCUUGAGCUUUAGAGGUGAAGAUACUCGCAAGACAUUCACUGACCACCUCUACACAGCUUUAGUGCACGCUGGAUUUCGUACUUUCAGAGAUGACGAUGGGAUUGAAAGAGGGGAGAAUAUUAAGUUCGAAUUGAACAAAGCAAUUCAAGAGUCGAAGAUUUCAAUAGUUGUCUUCUCGAAGGACUAUGCAUCUUCAAGUUGGUGUCUCGAUGAACUUGUCAUGAUCCUCGAACGCAGGAGGACCGUUGGACAUGUAGUUCUACCUGUUUUCUAUCAUGUGGAUCCAUCUCAUGUGAGGAAGCAAAAGAAAAGUUUCAAAGAAGCAUUUACGAGGCAUGAAGAGAGAUUUCACGCAGAAGCGAGUGAAAGAAAAGUUGAAUGGAUGGGCAAAGUGAAAGAAUGGAAGGCAGCACUUAGAGAAGCUGCAGAUUUGGCAGGGAUGAACUUACAAAAUCAAACUGACGGACUUGAGUCAAAGUUUAUCCAGAAAAUUGUGAAAGUGGUUGGAGACAAACUAAGUCGCACAACCUUGGCUAUUGCCCCCCACCUGAUUGGAAUAUAUUCUCGAGCCAAAAACA
Camellia sinensis is the source of this 829-nucleotide messenger RNA. NCBI's taxonomy places the organism in Eukaryota, Viridiplantae, Streptophyta, Magnoliopsida, Ericales, Theaceae. The record is from RefSeq and is a predicted model, not a curated record.